AUGGUUUCUUCCAGCUUUUUCAACAUCCUCACGGCCCUGCUGGCGGCAGCACCUCUGGUCGCUGCGCAGACCAAUGUCUCCCCGCCGGGCCCCACAACUGGAUCUUUUGUCGCCGAGCAGGUCAUUGCUGAAGACGCAAUUGCGCCGGCGGCGCCCACGCAGAUUGGAGUUGGUCGGUAUGAUGCCAGAGCACAGGUGGUUCGCAGAGAGGACGCACACCCGGGCCCCCUUGAAGGAUGGUAA
Messenger RNA from Neoarthrinium moseri, 243 nucleotides. RefSeq lists its product as uncharacterized. The transcript has a single exon. NCBI's taxonomy places the organism in Eukaryota, Fungi, Ascomycota, Sordariomycetes, Amphisphaeriales, Apiosporaceae. Bases 1 to 243 code for a protein of 80 amino acids. The record is from RefSeq and is a predicted model, not a curated record.